AUGGAUUCAUUCUACAGUCAGUUGGCCGCGGAGGCUAACGAAGAUUGGGAUUUAACACCAGCCAAACCAUUUGGUCUUUCAGCUGGCCCGAACAAAGAUGUGGAUAUUGAUGAUUUAUUAGAUGGAUUUGAUUUUACAGGAAAACCAGUUACAAAACCAGAGGCAUUUGCUCCUAAUUCCGCCCUUGAUUCGAGCUUUGAUUCUUCAAAGUUAACGGUUGAGGCAAAGCCAAUUGGGACCUCCUCUUUGAACGAGACCCAGAGUUCGACAAGCACAAGCAACACACUUUCCUCAAGACCAGCUCCACAGAAUGGCUCUACUCAAAGUAGAAGAAACAUCCUCGAUUCGCUACUAACUUUUGAUGGCGGAACGGACACAACUGGUGGCGAUUCAGAUGAUCUGACUUUGAAGAGAAAAGCCAACGACGGAGUUGCAGCUGCGGUCGACAUCAACCUUGACAACUCGUUCGACAUCAAACCGUCCCGACGUUCUGUCCGUUUUUCGGAGAAUUUGAACGACAACCUCCGGGAAUUCUCCACGGGAAAUGAAGCUCUCAAUUCCAAAGCAACACGAUCCAAUAACAGUGCAGAGGAAGACGGUGACACCAUGGUUGCUCAUAUUUCCUCCUCCUCAUCCUCUUCCUCCUCAAGGCCACAGACUGCUCCCGCAGGAAAGCGAAGAGGGAGAGGAAGUUCAUCGGGUUGGGGUGACCUUGGAGAAGAGUUUGACUGGCCACCGAAGGGCUCUGCGACGAGCGACAGCGAAUUCAAGAGAAAUCAGCAAAGUGCUACUAACACAUUAGUGGAUAGGAAGAAUGCAACUGAAGUAAACAAAAACAAACCAGAAGCCCGAUCUGUCAUUGCCAAUUCAAAUUCUGGGGAUGUAGGAUUUGAUUCAGUGGCAGACGCGUCCGAGUCCAACCACAUGGUGAAGCAACUUCAAACUGAGGUUGAAGGGCUGCGCGGACUGCUCAAAUUGACAGGGGAGUAUCACAGGGAAGAAAUUAAGUUGCUGAAGCAGUCACAUGCCUUGAAGGAGGAGCUCCAGUUCAGUGUGAGCCAGUGCAAAGACCGAAUCACACAGCUGGAGAAGUACAAUGAGACCACGCGUGUGGACCUGACCUCCGCCAUCACAGCGACAAAGGAAGACGCCUUGAAAACCAUUGAGACCCUUCGCAAUGAACAUGCGCUCGAACUAGAGGUGAUUGCUGAGCGCCACGCCAAAGCACUGACCAACUUGCGGGAAGCUGACGCCAACGAAGCCCGAGUUCUUUCGGACAUGCAACCGACUGUGGAGGCCCUACGAACACUCCUCUCCCAACUUCUCACUGCUACGAAUGAAAUCAAGCAGGCGGAAAUACAUCAUCAAACGGCAGUCACACAGCGUCUGGCCAAGCUUGACAGACGCGAAGAGACUUUAAAAUUGGCAGAGGAACGAUUAUGCGAACGAGAAAGGGAAUCCGAGAAGGCGCACCAAAUUCUAACUGAAGCUGUUGCAAAACUAGAAAUGCAAUUGAGAGAACAAGGCAAAUCCCUAGAGACUGACAGGUGGAUGUUAAGGCAGGAGCAGGCGCGCCUAACCAAACUCCAGGUCACGUUGGAAGAAGACCGUCGGGCCUUAAUUGAGCAGGCCGGAAAGGAAAGAAUCGAACUUCAACACCUCAUAGCCUCGUUCUUUGCGGAGCAUCGCGAGACGCAGGCGCGUCUGGCGGCAGAGCGCAACGCCACGGCAGAACAACAGCAAAAACUCCGAUCAGAUCAAAUUAACUGGCGAAAGCAGCAGGAAGAGGAGGAAAAGAAGUUGGCUACUAUGAAAAAAGAACUUGAGCGCGCCAAGGAGACUUUUCAAGUGGAAAGACAUGCCCUUGAUGAGAGAGUGCAUCAGCUGCACUUAACCGAAGUAAAACUGACGGAAACACAACGCCACCUCGACAUCAUUCGAAACAAUCUUCAAGGCAAAGAGACGUCUCUGAACGAACGUGCAGCUGAACUAGAUAGGCGACAAGAAGAUCUGACAAGCCAUGCUGCCACACUGAGCGGCACUCAGGCAGCAGUAGCCGAAAUCGACGCCAAGUGUCGCCGGUUACUGGAAGAGCAAGAGCGUGAACAAACGGUGCUGCAAGCUCGCAGGGAAGAACUCGAUGAUCAAGAAAAACGGCUCUUUCGUGAACAGGAAGAAUUAGCAAAGCGGGAAGAUGACUACGCGAAGAAGCUCAAAGUUGAGAGAAAGUUAGUCUGCUGUAGGUGCAAGCAGGCCGUGAAAAGAAUUCCUCACAAUGACCGCAGCUCCGGCUCCAAAUACAACCAACCGGACUUAAAUGGGGAGGCUCGAUGUAGCGAAGCUUGGAGCCCUGAUCACAUUCCUCGAGUAGCACUCGAUACGAAUCCAGAAGCCGUGAAACUGAUAGAAGAUAUCUCCAACCAACACACGCGUGCACGCAUGCUGGAACAGCUGCGGAAGGAACUCGCUAAGGACAACGAAUUUCUUGAAGAUGAAAGAAUUUAUCUGAGUGGUCUUAGACAUGCCUCGUAUACUUGA
Mesocestoides corti is the source of this 2538-nucleotide messenger RNA. The record is from the annotation of a GenBank genome assembly. NCBI's taxonomy places the organism in Eukaryota, Metazoa, Platyhelminthes, Cestoda, Cyclophyllidea, Mesocestoididae.